This is a messenger RNA of Chaetomium strumarium, 1472 nucleotides long. RefSeq lists its product as uncharacterized. The record is from RefSeq and is a predicted model, not a curated record. Lineage: Eukaryota; Fungi; Ascomycota; Sordariomycetes; Sordariales; Chaetomiaceae. Gene Ontology annotation, molecular function: oxidoreductase activity. Bases 90 to 1070 code for a protein of 326 amino acids. The transcript has 4 exons.
GACGUACACUCUCUUGGGAAAAGCCAGACGCCUUUUCGGUUGUAAAGCCCCCCCAGACUUCUCAGUCACCUCUCUCAAUCUCAUCCAUCAUGAAGCUGUCUUCCAUGUUGAUGGCCGCCGGUGCCAUCGGCCAGGCCGCCGCCCUUCCUGCCAACCAGGCUCGCCAGGGCUGCACGAGCCCCGCGAAGAGGAUUGAGUGGCGGCAGCUCUCGGCCGCCGACCAGCAGAGCUACAUCAAAGCUGUGCUGUGCCUCAAGACGAAGCCUUCGCGCAUGGGCCUCAGCACGCCUCUGUACGAUGACUUUCCCCAUCUGCACUUCAAGCUCAACGAGUACAUCCACGGAGGCCCUCCCUUUCUGCCGUGGCACCGGUACUUCGGCGUCGUCUACGAAAACGCGCUGCGCGAGUGCGGCUACGAAGGCCCCGGCACCUACUGGGACUGGACUCUUGACACGGCAGGGCUUCGCCUUUCCCCGGUCAUGUCGGCCGAGACCGGCUUCGGCGGCAACGGAAGCCCCAACAAAACCGAGACCUCCCCCGGAGAUGGCCGGACGCUGCAGUGCGUCGACUCGGGCCCGUUCGCUGCUCUCCGGCCCGAGUACCUCGCUAUCGACCCCAAGACCAUGGUGAACUUCAACCACUGCCUCUUCCGCAACCUGCCCGAGGUGUCAGAGCCCGCGGCCUUCGAGACCAUGGCGGCUAUCUUCGGCCCGGACGGCAUCGCCGAGGUGCAGGCGACCGGCAACUGGUCCGACUACCACUGGGCGCUCGAGGCAGGCCCUCACGGCACCAUCCACGCCUGUCUCGGAGGAGAGAUGAACCCAACCACCUCUCCCAACGAACCCCUAUUCUUUCUGCACCACGCGCAGGUUGAUCGUCUCUGGUGGCUCUGGCAGCAGCAGGACCCCGCCCGGCUGUCCGAGUACAACGGCGAGGCGUCGCACUUUGGCGAGCCCGGCUCCCGGGAGGUCAGCCUCGACGACAAGCUGCUGAUGGGCGGCAUUGAGGACGACGUCACGGUCCGGGACGUUAUCGACACCCAGGGCGGCAGACUGUGCUACACAUACUGAGUAGUACGAGUAGUAGUACUAAGUAGUACUAACUAUGGGGCAAUAUGUGUCAUUGGAGCUGGAGGAGCUGACCUUCGAGGCGGAUAACGUUAGAUGUAGAAAAUCGAAGUCAUUUGACUCGGAACACCUAUCCCAACACAACAUUGACCUGGACUCGGCCGCACCGGAGGUAGAUCGUAAGAUUCGUAACCCGACCCUGCCUUAUGAUCCUCAACAAAGGCCACUGCCGAAGAACAACCCUGAGCUGAACGUCCAUGAAUCGAAUGUAUAUGCUAGUUAGCGUGCCAAGGCGUUUUAGGCUUCGUGUCCCCAGCUGAGAAGCUCGGCAUUAACGGUGUGGGGAUGUGGGGAUGGGCGCCAGGGCUGAACCGUGACAGACUUUUCAUGAAUCAGCAGUUUCCA